Molecule: messenger RNA, 762 nt
Organism: Micromonas commoda
Lineage: Eukaryota; Viridiplantae; Chlorophyta; Mamiellophyceae; Mamiellales; Mamiellaceae
Exons: 2
Coding region: 1-762 (253 amino acids)
Source: RefSeq, a predicted model, not a curated record
AUGGAUCAAGGCGAGCGCCCCAAGUUCCGCAACGUCGAGCCCCGCUCGCGCCAGGAGCGCCUGGCGAACAACGACAAAGAGAUGCUCGAGAAGCUCAGGCUCGAACACAGAAGGGGAGGCGCGUACAGAUACGACAACCCGGGGAACAUCAUCCAGCCCCCCGAGGACUCCGCCGCGUUCAUCUCGGAAGGGGAACGCUUCGGCACGAACGCCGCGCAGGAGGAAUACGAGAAUCGAAGGCGCAGGAUCCUCGAACGCGAGGAGUACUUCGAGCGUAAGCGCGAGGCUAACCACCAGCGCGAGACCGCGCGCUGGCACAAGGUUGACCUGGAGGGCCAGUGGGAAGAUGAGCACCUCGCCGAGCUCAAGGAGGGCCCGGUGCCCACGAGGAACAAGAGCAGCGUCCGGUACAACUUCAUCACGCUCCAGUACGAGGACUCGUACGAGGGCGAGGCGCUCAAGUACCAGGACGACAUCGUCAAGCGCAACGCCGCGCUGAGGGCGGGCAAGAUCAACCACAUGCGCAUGGCGGAGACGAGAACCGACUACGACGUAAUCACCGGGUUACCAAAACCCAAGGUGCGGGUGCCCGUGCCCGAGCUGGGACCGGAGCCCGUGGCGCCGGAGAAGGUGGAGCGCGAGAAGCCCGAGGCGUACAGGGUGGACAUGCAGUACGGCGUGGGCGACGCGGCGGUGAGGGAGACGCACGAGAAGGAGGAUUGGAAGUUUGGCGGGCGCGGCGGCAACACCUGGGGGCGGUGA